UAUUUUUCUAGAUUGUUUUCGUCAUGGGUGCUAGUGAGGUAAAAAAGUAUAUGUGAGGAAUAUCGUGCUGAGCUCAUCUUACGAUUUCUGAUUCAUCUGUUCUUGCUUCGAUGGCAGAACUGUAUGGGAAGUAACCGAGUAGUUAAUGUGAUGUUUUGUGAAGGCAAAAACGAGAAUGCCAAUACAGGCACCACAGUGGACUGAAUUUCUUUCGUGUCCAGUUUGCUGUCAUGACUUUGAUGUGGCCAUACGUGGCCCAAUAUCAUUAGGAUGUGGUCAUACCAUAUGUCGUACGUGCCUUGCAAAUUUACAUCGUAAACAAUGUCCUUUUGAUCAGAGUAUUAUUAAUACAGAAAUAGAAAGAUUGCCAGUAAAUGAAGCUUUAUUACAAUUGGUGGGAAAUCCUGUUCCCACAAAUGUUGCAACAGCUUAUCAAAAAUUGCUACCAUCUGAAGACCAUGCUAAUUAUUUGGUUGCAAAACGUUGUAUUGAGGAACUUGCUCUAUAUCUCAAACCAUGUCAGACAAAUCCUUCUUUAGCUACAGGUGUUGGACUUGUUUCUCGACCUAUGCAAAGGAAAUUGGUAACUUUAGUUGGUUGUCAGUUGGUUGAACCAGAAGGAAGAGCACGUGCAGUAAGGGCAGCUAGAAGUUUGGGUGAAAGAUCAGUUACAGAGUUGAUACUACAACAUCAAAAUCCACAACAACUUAAUGCUAAUCUAUGGGCUGCUGUAAGAGCUCGUGGGUGUCAAUUUCUUGGGCCAGCAAUGCAAGAAGAAGUACUAAAACUUGUUUUAUUGGCUUUGGAAGAUGGAUCUGCUCUUUCUAGGAAAGUAUUAGUUAUGUUUGUAGUUCAACGUCUAGAAUCACAUUUUCCUCAAGCUUCUAAAACUAGCAUAGGACAUGUUGUACAAUUGUUGUAUAGAGCAAGUUGUUUUAAGGUAUCUAAACGAGAAGGAGAUUCAUCAUUAAUGCAAUUAAAAGAAGAGUUUAGAACAUAUGAAGCUUUGAGGAGGGAGCAUGAUGCUCAAAUAGUGCAAAUUGCGACUGAAGCUGGUUUAAGAAUAGCACCUGAUCAGUGGUCUGCAUUGUUAUAUGGAGAUACAAGCCAUAAAUCUCAUAUGCAAAGUAUUAUAGAUAAACUUCAAACUCCACAAUCUUUUGCUCAAAGUGUACAAGAAUUGGUUAUUGCUCUUCAACGUACUCCUGAUCCUGGACAAUUAAGUAGUCUAAGACCUCAAUUAGAAUUGCUAGCUGCAAUAGAUCCUAGCCCAGAAACUGAACCUCCUACAUUAACAGAAUGUCGAGCAGCAUUAGAAGCUGUUAGAACUGUAGUCGCAGCGUUAGUAGAGUUCAUUCAACAACACGGUAAUCGGAAAACGCAAGAUGGUACCCACAAUGUAGGUCCUGGUCAACCAAAAUAUAAAGUGAGCAUGUGUCGAGAUCUCGCACUUAGAGGCUCUUGUCCUAGGUCUACUAAUUGUACAUUUGCUCAUAGUGACAUGGAACUAGAUAAAUAUAGAUCAAAAAGUCGGAAAUUGAGUCUCAGAUCAAGUUUAUCUGGAAUCAACCAUUCAGAUGCGAAAACAGACAAAUCAGUUACUGGAUCAAAUAAUAAGACAUUCAAACAAAAUGACGAUUUAUCUUAUCAUUCCAUAAAGUCGCACGAUAAUACUCAUAGGGAAAGCUUUAAUUCUAUGAACAAAGUUAAUCCAAUACAACAUCACAACCCAACAAAUGAAAACAAUUUUAUCGGAUCAUUAACGAAUUAUAUGCUACCAUCUUCUCAAGGAAUAUUACCUGUGGUACCGACGAAAAAUAUUGACGUACAUUGUUCUCAUUAUAUUAUGCCUAAUACACCUGUUGAUUACACUGCACCUAAUCUUAAUAUUUGGGAUUCGUCGCAGCUUUCAUCUAAUAUGACCAAUGGAAUAUCUAAUACUAAAAAGCAGCGAACCGUUGCCAAAACAUUGGCGAUGUUACUGCAACGCAGGAUGGAAAUAUUAAACCAACUUGAAACGAUUGUCAACAAACAAGUGCCACAGAUGAAAACGAAUUACGACAUACAAGGAGACACACUAUCAUCGAAUUUCUCUAUAUGGACAAACACACCAAAUAAUCCAAUGGUUUCUUCAACAAAUAUGAAUUGCAACAAUAAUUUCCGAUGCGCAGAUCCCAUUCUAUUCGAUGAUGAAUUUGUGCCAUUUGAUGCAUCAUCGAAUAGUAAAUAUGGACCAAUUUCUAAACUAUCCAAAAACUUAAUCAGAUCUACUAAUGGCGUACAGUCUACUAAUUUCUAUGCAGAUGGAGGAACAUCUCCUACAAUAUCUGCUUAUCGAUCUAUGCCAACCACAAAUUCUAUUACGUCUUGGUAUUAUGGAAAUCAACCUUAUGCUACAAUAGGCGCAAAUGGAGGAAUACAGGCUAUCAAUAACAGUAAUUUUGGAGAUAGUUACAUUACAUUUGGUCGUAAUAUAUCCGAUACGUCAACGCACACACAACUUCCACGAGCAGAUAGUAUGUCUAAAGACUUAAUCCUUGAGUCGCAGAAGGUAAAACAACAAUUAAGGCAUCUUGAGAAGAAGAUUAAUGACUUGAAGCUUGCCACACAAGGUGCAACUUUUACGGCCGGGGAAAGGUUAGCACAAGAAUUACAAAUGAUUGAAGCUGGCAUCAGAGAAAAAGAAAAGGACGUACGAAAUUGGAGUCCAUACGGUACCGUACCUUGGAUUCAAUCGUCGAACAAUUUACUUAGUUCUCAAAAUUUCAGUCAGGAUUAUAAGACCGAAGAAGAAGAUACCUACGAAGCAGGUAUCGCAAAUGAUAUGCGGGAAUUAGAAUUACGAUGGGAAUUCGAACUGCAAGAACAGGAAAAACAUUGGUCAAGUGAAGAGGAUAAUUCUAAGAAAUAAUAGUAAGAUAAGUGAUUCUUACUACGUUAUGUACUUCUUAGAUCUGACCAUUAUUUGUCGGAACAUGUUCCUUUUAACAUGUGCAAAUAAUUUUUCGUGCGAACUUCCAUGCAUCAGCAUGUUUAAAUUUUUUCAACAAAAUGACUGAAAGUAAGUAAAAUUUCUACUAUUUGCCUAAAAAACAUUUUAUCGCUCUUGUAAAACAAAAUCAAAAGAAAGCAACACGCAUUAUCGAAUGAAUAGAUAGACAAAUUUAUCGUCCCUAACUAACGUAAAAAUUCUCCUACUGGUAUGGUAUAAUGUAAAAGUGGAUUUACUACUUCCUCAUGUACUAUGUCUUUAAAACGUCUUCAUACUUAAUAUUAAUUAUUUAACUAUGGGAAUGUAUUUUUUCCUGAAAUUAUUAUCAACGUGGCGGUAAAAAACUAGUUGUAAAUAAUGUAAGGUUUCAAAGAAAUCUUCAUGAUGAUGUAGCAAUUCAUAUUUAGUUAUGCAGGAAGUCGCAUCGUUUUAAUUUUUUACUAGCUGCAGUAGGGAGUCUAUCAUAAAGAAAAAUCAAUGUAAGAAGUGAGAGUUAGCUGCCGCAUUGAAAUUACAUUUAUAGAACCGGUGAAGGGUUGAUCGGUGUUCCGUUAUGGAUAUCAUAAUGGGGACAUUCAUUGACAAGAACAAAUUAAACAAAUGAGAGCAGAUUUGUUAAAAUUUAACAGAAAUUAAUGUCAGUGUUUUAUAAACAUGACAGGAUGUAGUAUAUUUUGUUUAUAUGUUUGCACAAUGAAGCAAAGAAUAUUAUAUUAUUGAUACAUUCGGAAAGAAUGCUAUUUAACCUGCAACAAGGUUACAUGAUGAAAAUAUACGGAUACAUAUAGGUGUUAUGCAUACAUAAAAUUAACAUAUUCUGUUAAAAUAUUGCAUAAUUAAGAUAUAUAUUGCUUCUAAUAUAAAUAUAUAUAUCUUAAUUAUAAAUAUAAAUAAAUAUAUAUAUAUACAUAAUAAUUGAUUUUUAGCUGAUAAAACAAAAUUUUUUUUAAAUACUUAGCUUUCUUACUGUACUUCCUUUUGUGAUUCAUGUUUUCAUAUUUGAAAAUAUGUUUCUAAAUAAAACACAGUUACUUGUACAUCAUAUCACACUUUGUUGUAUCAUAAUAUUAAUACGAUGUCAAGUUUGGUUCCAAGUCUUAAAAUACAAAUUCCAGUUUCGAAUUUCUUUUUUUCCUUUUUUAAAUUCAUUUUUUUGAAUAAUCAUUUAUAAUUGAUUCUCAAAUUAAUACAAUUUGUACAAAAUUGAUACAUUAAUGAGAUUAUGAGCAAAAGUAAUUGAGAAAUUUAUUUUUCUCGUGACUGUUAACUUUGUCCCUCUUUUUGUAAAGUUACAAAAAUUAUUUUCUUUUUCUAUCUUUUUUUAAAUCAGUACUAAGAGUCCUAUUUCACAUUUUAAGUACAAAAUGUUACAGUUUCGAAUACUUGAAAAAUUAAAAAAAAAAAAAAAGAGAAAAAGAGUAAAAUGAGGAAAAUUUAAUAAUGUAUAAAAUUUUCCUUUAUUUGACAAUAUGUAGUGGAAAAUUAACUAUAGAUUCCAUUUGUGCCUGGUAAAAGAAUCAUUGCAUUUUAAUUUAUUUGCUGUGACUAAUUGAUUCGUUCGAAACAGUGGUUUUCAAACUAUUGGUAUGUUUGUAGCAGUUAAUAUGUUUGAAAGAUUUAAGGAAUUUUUAUGAUUUUUUAUUUUUUAGUUUCCUUUUUUGUAAAUUUAUGUUUAUCUAGUGCAACAGAGUCUGAGAGCCACUGAUUAAAAAUUAUUUGUUACUAGAGAGUGAACAAAAUAAUGUAAACAGACUGUUAUGCGAGCUGCAGCUCUCACAUUUGUAAACAUGUUCGAUUUACGGACUUACGAGAAAUAGAAACAGUCACAUUGGCUUCCUCUUAACUAUUAUCUAAUUUCCUUUGCUAGACACGAAUUAACGUAUGUAUUAUUGGCAUACUAUUCUUAUUUCUGUAUUGGAAAAACAAAAAAAAGAAAGAUGAAAUUAAUAUUUUUCACAGCAGGAUGUGAGUGAGAUAUGUAUUUUAUUUUAUGGACGAAAAUUUAUAUUCUUGAUAUAGCUAUUUGCUGCAUUUGAUAUAACAUCUGUUAAUGGAAAGGUUUUUGUUUCUUUGUUAACAAAAAUUUACUCACUUAAUAUUAAUAAUGUUUUGUACAUGUGAUAAGAAAAUUUGAUCAAGCUGAGUACAUUGAUCAAGUUGUAAUCUCUUUACAGUAUAGUGAUUUAUGCAUUACAAUAGUCUUUGGGUUCUUCUCUUUUUUAUAAAAUAAUGUGUAGUAUAAAUAUUCAUAAUUCCAGUUUUAGUGGAAAUGACAUAGACUUUUUAUGAAAUGUAGAGAUCAAAGGAAAAUUGAUCUAUCUUUCAUUAAAACUAUUGUUUUGCCUUGCUACACAAAACUAGGUAUGUUCAAGUAGAAUAUUAUUUCUUUCGAACUAAAAUGUGCCUUUUGAAUCAUACAUAGCAACACAUACAAGACCAUAUAAAACAUUUUGUACAGUUGCACAUAUUGAGUUCAGUAUUUUUGAAUCCUGCAGAGGCACAUUACUCUGAACCAUAGAAAGAAAUGUAAUCUCAGAACAUAACUAGUUUCUUAUAAAAAAAAUUACGAAUAAUGGUGCAAUUUUAUUUGUUUUAUUAACUUAUCGGUACAAGUUUCUUUCGUUUAUCACGAUAUAUCAUAAAAUAUGAAAUAACAUUCGUGAAAGAAAUUAUAGAAAAAAUUAACUUGUUCUACUCCAGUGUAUAGAAUUACAUUUUUCUCCAUUCAAACUACAUUUAUUUUACUUUUAAUUAGAUGGAGUAAUUGAAAACUUUCACAUGAAAAAAUUAAAUACUUUCUUAUAUUUUUAUAAAAAAAUAUAUUUCCAUUGCAGAUUUGAAGAUAUGUAAUAUACAAAAUAUUAAACUAUACGUUUGUUCUACAUUGAAGGUAUCAUUGGUAUUUGAUUAUGUUUAGAUUUGAAACUAUAUUUAUAUAUGUUUGAAAAAUAUGUUAGAAACUCUAUUAUUUAUUUUGUUACUGAUUUCACAGAUACAAUUAUGAGAUCUUAAAGAAAAGUUUAUGUAGUACAAAUUUUUUAUUAUGUCUAUGAGAACUUCGUUUGCAAUCACUAUACAUUCAUCACAAUAUUAUAUUCAGAUAUCACAACACAUAAUUGGCGAUUGUACUGAAGAAAAUGUGUGACAAUAUUGCAGAAAGGGAUCACUAUUUAAUUUCUUGACGUAAAUCUAACAAAUACUUUUUAUAUGAAAGUAGUUCUUACAUUUUAAAUCAAGAUUCAACAUUCGUUUUACAUCAAAUGAUAUAGUUAUAAAUAUCAAAUUUUGUUGAUUUUACAAUUCUGAUUAAAGUGAGUCAUUUGAAUAUUCUGUAAAAUAGAAAUAAGAAUGUGAAAGAUCAAAUAUUCCUUUCUGUAAAUGAAAACCAUAUUCACAGUUUGUUCAGAAACGAAAGCUUCUAAGAUUAUUAAUUUCAUAAAGUUUUGUUUCAAAUUACUAUCUAAUAUUUUAUAUAAUUCCUUUAUAAAGACAACUAAAAAGCUUUGAAAAAUCCUUGAAUAUUUCUGUUGUUUAAAGAAAUUAUGAUUGACUAGGUAGUGAUCUGCUUUUCACAAAAGAUGUUGCCCUUCGAUUUCUGUUUCUUCUUUCUUUGCUUAUUUUGUUUUUAUUCGUAGUAUGACUCAUUAAUAAAUGUAGAGAAUAAAAAGCGAAGAGGGCUGUGUACACUGGGAAGUAAUAAGCGCAACAAUACUGUUUGUGCAAGCUUCAGAUUAAUUGCAUGUUAAACAUGUCACUAUGUGUAUAAUAAUACACACGUACCUAUGUUAAUGGUAUGAAACAACAUACAAUCUAUAUUAACGUUCUUUGUUUGAACAUAAUGAAACAAUAAUAAUUAUAUACAUAUCGGUAUAUAAUGCAUAUAGUCAGUGAGCACUUGGCACUUAGCAGUACUAAUAGUACUUUUGUGACACUUACGUUAAAUUAAUUCCUGAUUGUAAGAUUUUUUGUUACAUUAGCUGUAAACAUAAUGGGCAAUGCAUGUAUGUACAUUUCUGAGUUAUUACAUUAAGAAAUUACUUGAAAUCGUUUUGUACGUAAAAUAAAAAAUCUUAUAGCGUAUGUUUUUAUUACAUAGAAAAUGUUAAUAUAUAUUUCUAAACAUUACAUAUUAGUAUUGCCUAUUGCGUUUAACAUAAUUGUUAGUCUGGCAUUUUUAAUGUAUUUUUCUAAAAUAAAUAACUAUGGAAAAAGUCGUAUUAUAAUAUACACAUGUGAUAGA
Molecule: messenger RNA, 7232 nt
Organism: Bombus pascuorum
Lineage: Eukaryota; Metazoa; Arthropoda; Insecta; Hymenoptera; Apidae
Gene: roq
Product: roquin-1
Exons: 16
Coding region: 176-2911 (911 amino acids)
Molecular function (GO): metal ion binding
Source: RefSeq, a predicted model, not a curated record